Scomber scombrus (Atlantic mackerel) is the source of this 3349-nucleotide messenger RNA. RefSeq names its product integrin, alpha 8 (gene itga8). The transcript has 30 exons. Gene Ontology annotation, molecular function: integrin binding. Gene Ontology annotation, cellular component: external side of plasma membrane; integrin complex. Lineage: Eukaryota; Metazoa; Chordata; Actinopteri; Scombriformes; Scombridae. Gene Ontology annotation, biological process: cell-cell adhesion; cell-matrix adhesion; integrin-mediated signaling pathway. The record is from RefSeq and is a predicted model, not a curated record. The coding region runs from base 18 to 3188 and encodes 1056 amino acids.
CUGGCUGUUCUUUGGGGAUGGAGCGUACAUGGGACUGUGUUUCCUCCGCUGGGAUGUUUAUUCUCGGGGUACUGUCGGUGCUCUGGUCGGCGCCUUCGGGAGUUUGGAGUUUUAACCUUUACGCAGAGCAUCCUACUGUUUACCGGGGACCUGAUGGAAGUUAUUUUGGUUAUUCUGUGGACUUCUAUCAAGCUACCGCCGACAGCAACACGAUCAGUGUGUUGGUGGGGGCUCCUAAAGCGAACACCUCCCAGCCCGGCAUCGUGGAGGCUGGUGCUGUCUACUACUGCCCCUGGCCUGGACAGCCUGACAGCUGCAGGCAGAUACCUUUUGACAAUUCCAAUAACAGAAUGAUAAAAGUAAAUGGCACCAAAGAGCCUCUGGAGUUUAAGUCUCAUCAAUGGUUUGGAGCAUCAGUCAGAACACACAAAGGAAAAGUGGUGGCAUGCGCUCCUCUUUACCACUGGCGGACAGUGAAGAUGAGUGGGGAGAAGGACCCUGUGGGGACUUGCUAUGUGGCCGUCCAGAACUUCAGUGCCUACGCAGAGUACUCACCCUGCAGGACAAAUGACCCAGACCCAGAGGGGCAGGGAUUCUGCCAGGCUGGCUUCAGUGUGGAUUUCACCAAGGAAGGAACGCUGGUGGUGGGAGGACCUGGAAGCUUCUACUGGCAAGGUCAGGUGAUGACAGCAGGGAUAGCUGAGAUACUGAACGGCUACUCUUUGAAGGCAGUGCUGAGACGAGUUCCAGGAGAAAAACACACAGUUGCUGCUGAAGACACACACGACGACAGUUACCUUGGUUACUCUGUGGCAGUGGGAGAGUUUACAGGAGACUCUGAACAAGAGCUGAUAGCUGGAGUCCCAAGAGGAGCACAGAACUUUGGAUAUGUGGCAAUGAUCAACUCCACCAAUCUGACCUUCAUUCAGAACUUCACAGGGGAACAGAUGGCCUCCUAUUUUGGCUACUCAGUGGCUGUCACUGAUCUGAAUGGAGAUGGGACAGACGACGUGCUGGUUGGAGCACCUCUCUACAUGGAAAGAGAGAUGGAGAGCAAGCCCAGGGAGGUGGGGAGGGUGUACCUGUACCUGCAGAUGGCCCCCCUCACUUUCUCCAAACCUGUUGCCCUCACUGGCACACACACCUUCGGACGCUUUGGCACAGCUAUAGCACCCCUGGGAGAUGUCAACCAGGAUGGAUACAAUGACUUGGCGGUGGGCUGUCCAUUCGGAGGAGAGGAGCGUGGGGGCAGAGUAUUGAUCUUUAAUGGUAACAGAGAUGUUGCCUCGCAAGGCCUGACGGUGAGCCAAGAGCUGAGAGCAGCCUGGACCUCCAGUGGCAGCUUGCCUGGAUAUGGAUUUACUCUGAGAGGAGGCCAAGACCUGGACAACAAUCAGUACCCUGAUCUGAUCGUGGGGGCUUUUGGCGCAGGCGAGGUGUCGGUGUACAGGGCUCGAUCUGUAGUGUCUGUGGAAGCUGCAAUGAUCCUGACUCCCAGAAUUCUGAACCCUGAUGACCGACAGUGUCACCUGCCCCUCACAGACACCAUGGUUACCUGUCUCAAGGUGGAUGUGUGUGCGGCAGUGAGCGGUGUGGGGAUCCCCAGCUCUGUGGACCUGAAAGCAGAGCUUCAACUGGAUUGGUUGAAAGGCACCAGGGGCGGAGUCAAGAGAGUUCUCUUCCUGGAUACUCAGCAGCCUCAUCACACAGGGCUCCUCAGGCUGGGUCACAAUCGUCCACGUUCAUGCCUGAGCUAUACCAUUUACCUGAGAGAGGAUGAUGAGUUCAGGGACAAAUUAACUCCCAUCUCACUGGCUCUGAACUACAGCUUGGCCUCCCUUCCUCCUCAUGGCCAAAACCUCCCACCUGUCCUCAACCACUACAGCAGCACCUUCCUUCAAGAGCAUGCCUACAUUCUCUUGGACUGUGGUGACGACAAUAUUUGUAUCCCCGACCUCCAGCUCUCUGCCAGCAUGGAUCGCUCAGAGCUAGUGAUUGGAGAUGACAAUCUGCUAAUGUUGACCAUCAGUGCGGUGAACCGAGGCGAGGGAGCCUACGAGACAGAGCUCCACACACUGAUACCACCCGAGGCAGACUACAUUGGAUUGGAGCGUAAAGUUGAGUCGCUGUCUCAGUUAAACUGCGAGUACAAGAUGGUCAACGAGUCCCGCAUGGUGGUGUGUGACCUGGGGAAUCCAAUGGUGGCUGGGACUGAGCUGUCUGUUGGUUUGCGGUUCUCUGUCCAAAGGCUGGAUGACGCUGGACCAAAGAUAAGCUUUGAGCUACAGAUCCACAGCUCCAACAAAGAUAACUCUGACAGCAACCUAGUCAGUUUGAAUCUGUCCAUUGUUGCCAAAGCUCAACUUGAUUUACGUGGGGUGUCUCAUCCCUCUCAGGUGGUGCUGCCAUUUCCACGCUGGGAACCAAAAGAGAAGCCUGUGAAAGAGGACGACGUGGGACCACAAGUAACACACAUCUAUGAGCUCCAUAACUCUGGUCCCAGCAGUAUAGGGGAAGCUGAGCUCCAGGUUGGCUGGCCUUCCCAUUUCCGUGACGAGAACCUGCUGUAUGCUAUGGAGAUCCAAACUGACGGACCAAUUAGCUGCAGGACGAACACCAGCCUCAACCCGCUUGGCCUUCAGAUAUCCUCCCUCCAGGAUACACCUGAAUUAUUGGGCUUCUUGAGAAACACCAGCACUCCUUUUCACCGCCGUAAACGAGCCGUCAAUGCCGCACAAAGUUAUAGCGGUAAAACCUUGAAUUGCACUAAUAUCUCCUGUCUGAGGAUCAUGUGUGUUGUUGGGAGGUUGGAUCGUGGGCAGAGUGCGGUAGUCAAAAUCCGCUCGAGACUCUGGGCACAUACUUUCCUGCAGCGGCGUAAUGACCCCUACAUUCUCAACUCUACUUUGUCCUUCAUGGUGACAUCCAUGCCUUACCGCAUCCAACCCCCCACCCUGCCGCAGCACACCACCUCGAUGGGGACACUGGUGUUAUGGGGGACUCCAGAUGUGUCGUUUGCCGUUCCACUUUGGGUCAUCAUCCUGGCCAUACUGCUGGGACUGCUGGUGUUGGCCAUGCUAACACUAGCCAUGUGGAAGUGCGGCUUCUUUGACCGGGCGCGGCCACCAGCUGAUGAUGACAUCUCCGACCAGGAGCAGCUGACAUCUGAUAAAACAGGAGAUGCCUAAGACAAUAUUUAACAGCUCCUGAUUUGAGGACUCUGGGUUUGGAGGGAUGUGCACCUUCUGAGUAGCUUAAAAUCAGAUCUGAAAUCUGUAGAUGUUGAACCCGACAUUCCUUGGCUGGAGGUCUUCUGCCUCUGUGUUAACAAACCAGACUGAAAGGACAG